AUCCGGCGGCGGGCGCGGAGCGGAGCCGAGCGGAGCCGGACCCGGAGCUGGAGCGCGGCGGCCCCGCGCCCGUCCAUGGGCCGCGCCCCUGUCCGCGCCCUGCCCGCCGCGCCGCCCGCCGCACCGGCGGCACCGGCUGCCAUGUGAGCCAUGGCGGCGGCGGGCGGCGCGGCGGGGCUGGCGGCGCUGCUUGGCAGCGCCUCCCCGCACCUCCUGAUCGUCUCCGCCGCCGCCGAGGAGCCCGCGGGCGGCGGCCACCCCGAUUCCGACCUCCUGCUCUUCGCCACGCCGCAGCCCGCCCGCCCCGGCGCCGCGCCCAGACGGCCCGCGCUGGGCCGCCCGCCGGUCAAGAGGAAGCUGAACUUGGAGACGGAUCACCAGUACAUAGCGGAGAGUUUGCCAGUGAGCCGGGGCAAGGCCAGGAACCCUGCUAAAGGUAUCAACUCCACUCCCCCUGGCCCCUCUUUGCCAGAGCAGAGGUCCAGCAGCCCCUCUCUGCUCCCUGGGGCAAAGUCUCCUGGAGAGAAAUCCCGCUAUGAAACCUCCCUGAACCUCACCACCAAGCGCUUCCUGGAGCUGCUGAGCCAGUCCCCAGAUGGUGUGGUGGAUCUCAACUGGGCGGCCGAGGUCCUGAAGGUGCAGAAGAGGCGCAUCUACGACAUCACCAAUGUCCUGGAGGGCAUACAGCUCAUCACCAAGAAGUCCAAGAACCACAUCCAGUGGCUGGGCAGCCAGGCCACGGUGGGAGCGCCAGGCCAGCACCGGCUGCUGGAGAAGGAGCUGCGGGAGCUGCAGGCGGCCGAGCGGCAGCUGGAUGACCUCAUCCAGAUGUGCACGGUGCAGCUGCGCCUGCUCACCGAGGACCCCGCCAACCAGCACGCAGCCUAUGUGACCUGCCAGGACCUCCGCAGCAUUGUGGACCCCGCGGAGCAAAUGGUGAUGGUUAUCAAAGCCCCCCCAGAGACCCAGCUGCAGGUCUCAGAUGCAGCGGAGGCGUUCCAGGUCUCCGUGCGAAGCACUCAGGGCCCCAUCGACGUGUUCCUCUGCCCCGAGGACAGCUCGGGGGUCUGCAGCCCCGUCAAGAGCCCCUUCAAAGCCCCUGCAGAGGACUCUUCUCCCAGCCAUUCACAGCCCAGAGCCUCCCUGCUCCUGCAUCCCGCCCAGGAUGUGAACAUGCCGCUGCUGCCCGGAGAGCAAGAAGCGCUGCUGCCAGGCCCGAGUGUGCUGCCUGGCAAGAGCCCGGAGGAGGAGGUGAGCCUGUCUCCACUGGCCUCCAUGGACAUCCUGCUGGAGCAGAGCAGGGAGGACUUGGCGGGUUUCUUGGCCGAUGAGUUCAUCAAUCUGUCGCCGCCGCAGGCGCAGGACUAUCACUUUGGGCUGGAGGAGGGCGAGGGCAUCAGCGAGCUCUUCGACUGCAACUUUGGGGACUUCACCCCCUUGGACUUCUGAAGCUGUGCCCGUCCUGGUGCUUGGGGGAGCUGCCAGGGGAGGGGGCAGCCCUGGCAGGGCGGGCAGGGCAGGGCAGCCCCUCCGGCUCCAGCGCCCGCUGUUCCUCCCCCAUCCCUUUUUGCAAUAUUUUCUCCUUAUCCCUCCAUCCCCCCCAGCCUGGUGGGGGCCGGUGGCAUCCUCAGCUCCAGCCCCACAAGGAGGAUGCCAGGGUGGGGUUCCCAUCUUGGGAGACCCCCCCCACAGGGCCCUGAUCGGGGGAAACUGCCCAGGGCAGAGCCUCUGCCCCCCAGGAGCCCAUUCCAGAGCUUUAAGCAGUCCUGUGUAUAGAUUAAUGAUUUGAUUAAUUUAUUAUUGUCCCCUGGGGACAGCGUUUCAUUUCCAUGGGGGUUUGGGGGGGCUGUACAGCAGACUGGGGGUGCUGAGAGUUUUUGUUGUGCUGGGAAGGGGGUGGUGGAGAUGUGGGGGGUGCUGGGCCAGGGCUGUCCCCCUGCGUGGGGGCUGCCCACAGCCUGGCUGAGCGUGGGGUAUUUAUUUAUUAUUUAUGGCGUGUGGAGCUCUCCCAGGACAUGGAGGGGGCAGGAGGGAGCAGGAGGACAGUGCUGGUGGGACCCAGAGGGUGCCACCAGGGUCUCACCAGCACAUCCUGGCUUUGCUUGUGUCCAAAAUGGGGCUGGCAAGGCCAUGGCUGUGGCAGGUGGCUGCAGGAGUGGGGAUGGGGCUGGUGGCCCUGGGACCAUGUGCGUGUCCCCUGGGGGCACAGAGGUGUCCCGGGGAGCGUCUCUGCAGGUGAGCACCCAACGCUGUCUCCAGGCUUUCCUUCCCCUCCCUGUGCAGCCAUUCAGCCCUUUGGCUCUGGCUCCCCAUCCCCAGGCCACGGGGGCUGGGAGAGGAGGGGAGGGGGGUCCUGGGGUCCCCCGGGCUGAGCUGGAGACGCACUUUGACUUUCACUGCCAUUUAACAAGCUUGUGUUCCUCUGAGCUUUGUGUUUAAUAAAGGUUUCUACUG
Poecile atricapillus (Black-capped chickadee) is the source of this 2454-nucleotide messenger RNA. RefSeq names its product E2F transcription factor 1 (gene E2F1). Gene Ontology annotation, cellular component: Rb-E2F complex. Bases 151 to 1449 code for a protein of 432 amino acids. Gene Ontology annotation, biological process: G1/S transition of mitotic cell cycle; regulation of transcription by RNA polymerase II. The record is from RefSeq and is a predicted model, not a curated record. NCBI's taxonomy places the organism in Eukaryota, Metazoa, Chordata, Aves, Passeriformes, Paridae. Gene Ontology annotation, molecular function: protein dimerization activity; DNA-binding transcription factor activity, RNA polymerase II-specific; RNA polymerase II cis-regulatory region sequence-specific DNA binding. The transcript has 7 exons.